UUAUUGUCGCUCUCAAUAGGAAUUUAAUAAAGUUUUAUGGGUACAAUGGCUAACAACAAGGACGUAAAUCAUAAUAUGCUGGUAUUUGUGCCUUAUGGUGUAGAAAUAAAUGAAUACUUUUUGCAUAUUUUACAUUCAAAUGAAAUAAUAAUAGAAGUUUUAGGCAAUAUAGAAAAGAAUGCCCGUAAAAGAGCUGAGGAUCGGAAAAAACUUUGUUUCAUAAUGAAAAAUCAUAAAACUUUGUUAGAAACUCAGUUGAAACAAACUAAACAAAAUAAGGAAAGUUUCCUUCCUGUUCUAGAGUCCUACAAAUCUAGAAAUCAAGUGCUCAAAAAUCAGUUAUUAUUAGCUACAGAUCAAAAAGCCUAUAUAGUCAAAGAAAGAAACGAAACUUUAAAAAAAUAUAAAGAAAAAUGGUUAUCAUCUAAAAACCUAUUUGAAAAUAUCCCUUUUAUAAAAAGGUUCAUUGAAAAAAAUAAUGAAAUAGAAACUGUAAAAAGGAGAAUUAAUUCUAUUACUAAUGAAGUUGAAAAAUUACGCUCUGAUAUUAUAUUAAAGAAAACUGAAUUAUUACAUGUGAGAAAUAAAAAUAUAGUAGAAUUGGCUGAUUAUAUGAUCAAUAAAAAACCUUUAAUUUUAAAACGUAUCUACGAGGCAACCAGUGGAAUUAAAAAGUUAAAAAAUGAAAAGCAAAUUAGUAAACCAGUUAUAAAAAAUAAAUUGCCUGCCUCUGGUUCAACUAAACCAACGGUCAAAGCUAAGAAGAUUUCUACUGAAGAUACUGUGAGCGCGUCUAGAGCUCGUAACACUUUUGUGCUACCACAAUUGCGCCUCACUGCGCAUACGGAUGCAGCUCCAAUUAACUUUGAUCAGAAAAUUAAUUGCACAGCUCGGCACGACACUGCAAUACCAAAAAAAAGUCCUUUCGAGUCUUUUAUCACAAGGAAAUUUCAUGCGUUAAAAAAAGAGAACAUCGCUGAAAAGAUUGGUGAAGUUAAUGUAUCAACUUAUUUAUUUGCGACACCUAAAACAAUGGAUCGCAAUAACACACGGAAAUACCCAGACGAUAAACUAAUACGUAUCUUGGAAGAUGUAAAGUUAGAUACAACUGGAACUUAUAAAAUUGUAUCUCAACUUAAGCCUGAUCAUUUACGGGAUGUGAAUGUUAUUAAAGCUAGAGAAUCUCAACACGAUUUGAAGACUUGUCCACCUCAGGAAAAUGUUAACAAAAACAUUACUGAGGAUAUCGAGAUACUAGAUUUGACAAAGAAAGUGUCACAGGAUGUUAUAUUACCGCCUACUCAGUUUUUAGAUUUUACUCUGAGCCCUCAAGAGAAAAGAGUUACAUUUAAUGGAGUAAUAACAAUUGAGGAUUUACCAAAGGCAACUAAUGACACAAUACCUCAAGGUGAUGAUGUAAUAAAUAAUCCGGCUAGCAACCAACUAAAUGCUAGCACGGCCAGCGAUGAUAGCUUCAAGAAGAUCAAAGAUUUUGUAUUCAAAAAACGCAAUAUAAAUCUAUCCCCAGAAUUUACAUAUACCAAAAAUGUAGUUGUACCCAUGGCUGCAGAAAAUAAAAUUGUUGCUUCGAAAUUUUUUGAUGAAAAGCAACAAGGCGAUAACAAUAUCGACAGUUCAAGGAUACACAAUAUGGAAAUUGUAGAGAUUGUUGAUGAACUUAAACAGAUACAAGAAAUUCAUGCAGAAACAAUAAAUCAAACUAAUACUACAUCUGACAACACAUUUGAGGCUCAAGAAUGCGCACAAAAAGAUGAUGCCCCUUUAGCUGCACCAUCUAAUGCAAAUUGCAUUCGGGAUAUACCUGGCUCCCUGAAUAUUUCUAUGAACAAAACAGGCUAUGAAGAUGAUGGAGAAUUUCCACAUUGCAUUGAUUCAAGCCUUCUUUUGUCACCAAAAGCCGAUGAUGAAAUCCAAACGAAUAAUAAUAACAAAGUAGAGAGACAGCCUCGGGAGGUGCCAAGCUUUUUGUCAGGAUUUAGGAGGACAGGCUUUUCUUUGUUCGGGACAAACGAAGCUGAUGCACAAAACCAGAAUAAUAACUUUAAUUUCAACUUCGGUGGAAAUGAGAAGACAAAGAAAGGUGGAUUUUUCAAUAUGUUUUAGUAAAUUACAAAAAAAAACUAAAAAUAAUAUAAUAUAAUAAAAAUAAUAAUAAGUAAUAAAAUAAAAUAUGUAACUACUAAAUAAUUAAUUGUUAUAUCAAUAAAAACAAAUUAAUAGUUACUAACGUACUUCCAAAUUGGAUUAUCUACAUUGUUUUGUUGUAAAGGUAGGUACAUGCACAAAUUACAAAAUAU
Messenger RNA from Maniola jurtina (meadow brown), 2318 nucleotides. RefSeq lists its product as uncharacterized. The coding region runs from base 46 to 2124 and encodes 692 amino acids. The record is from RefSeq and is a predicted model, not a curated record. Lineage: Eukaryota; Metazoa; Arthropoda; Insecta; Lepidoptera; Nymphalidae. The transcript has 11 exons.